UCGUGCCCUGACACAGCAUGUUUGAAGAGCUCCUGCAGGCUCCUGCUUUGGCCUCCUGGUUGGGGCUUCUUGCAGGCUUGCUGGCCGUCUACCUUUUGUACUCCAGUUGGACUUUCCAAGACGAACAGAAGCGUCCUCCUGGACCCAGACGUCUUCCCUUGCUUGGUAACCUGCAUCAGUUGGAUCUUCAGAGGCUUGAUAAGUCUCUUUUUAAGCUGUCUAAAAGGUACGGACCGGUGUUUACCGUCUACUUGGGACUCAAGAAGGUGGUGGUUCUGGCUGGAAGCAAGACAGUCAGACAGGCUCUCAUCAACCAUGCUGAGGAGUUUGGGGAAAGAGAAAUCACCCCUUUAUUCCACGAUUUCACCAAAGGGCAUGGCAUAACAUUCUCCAAUGGUGAUGGCUGGAAGGAAAUGAGGCGCUUUACCUUAGCGACUCUGAGAGAUUUUGGGAUGGGCAAGAGACUCAGUGAGGAGAAAAUCACUGAGGAGUGUCACUACCUGAUUGAAGAGUUUGAAAAACAUAAAGGCAAAGCCUUUUACAACAAAACAAUCAUCAGCUACGCAGCUUCAAAUAUCAUUUCGGCCAUCAUGUUCGGAAAGAGGUUUGACUUUAAAGAUGCAGUCCUCCGAGAUAUGGUGAAAAAUGACCAAGAAAUCACUCGCCUGGCUGGAUCAGCUUCCAUCGUGAUCUACAAUGCAUUUCCAAAGCUGGGCCCUUGGCUUAAAAACUGGAGGGAUAUAAUGAAGAAUAUGGAGAAUACCAAGCAGCAUUUAUUGCACUUAAUAAACAAACUAAAGGAGACUUUUAAUCCUGACAUAUGUCUGUGCUUUGUUGAUGCUUUCUGCACACGUAAGCUGAGUCUGGAGGAGUCUGACGCUCAGAGGGUGCAGUACCACGAUGACAACCUGGUUUACAGCGUAAUCAAUUUGUUUAUUGCUGGAACUGACACAACAUCAAACACUCUUCGCUGGAGUCUACUUUUAAUGGCCAAGUACCCUCAAAUACAAGAUCGGGUCCAGGAGGAGCUUAGUAGGGUGGUGGGAGACCGUCAGAUCAAAAUGGAGGACAGGAGGAACCUGCCUUACAUCGAUGCUGUCAUCCAUGAGACGCAGAGGUUCGCCAACAUUGUCCCCAUGUCCGUCACUCGCAGCACCAGCAGAGACGUCACCUUCCAGGGAUACUUCAUUGAAAAGGGGACCACUGUGCUCCCUCUGCUGACAUCUGUCCUCUAUGAUGAGAGUGAGUGGGAGACACCAAACACCUUCAACCCUUCCCACUUCCUGGACGAGGAGGGUAAAUUCAUCAGGAGGGAUGCUUUCUUGCCCUUCUCUGCAGGCCGCAGGGUUUGUCUUGGGGAAGGUCUGGCUCGGAUGGAGCUCUUCCUCUUCUUCACACACCUCCUGCAGCGCUUUCGAUUCACCCCUGCACCCGGGAUGUCGGAGGAACAGCUGGAUUUGACGCCAGUGGUGGGCUUUACGCUCAGUCCUCUACCACACCAGUUGUGUGCUGUCAGUCGCCACUGAGAAGAAGUUGUUUAGAUAAAAGUAAAAGGAGUGUCUAAUACAGGGGUGUCAAACGUACGGCCCGUGGGCCGGAUCAGGCCCCCGAACAGGUUUUAUCCGGCCCGCGGGAUAAGUUUGCUAAAUAUAAAAAUGAGCCGAAAUUUUGGAAUGAAAGAAACCGCCGUUCUAAAUGUGUCCACUAGAUGUCGCAAUAGCAAUUCUUUGUAUCAUUGGGGAUGAUGCUACAUAUGUAAAAAAAAAAAGAAGUAACCACAUGAUGUGAGUGCACCAGUCCAGGAAAAUGAUCAAACUACAUGAAUAACAUGAUUUUGAUAUAUUUUUUUUUUAUCUUGAUAGAUUGAAAAUCAACACCAAUGAUUUGACUGAUGAAUAUUAUCACAUAAUUUAUUCAGAAAGUAUAAAUAAUGACAAAUAAAGAUAGAAUACUGUUAACCACAACAUGUAAGUGUAAAAAAAACCCCAACAACAUUAUGAUUUGUACAUUUUCAGAAUGUGCUUGUUCUAUUUAAAAAAAAAAGAAAACAAUCUGAAGUUGUCUUUAUUUUUAAGUUAUUGUGCCGUGAUUUUACCAGUCCGGCCCACUUGGGAGUAGAUUUUCCUCCAUGUGGCCCCCGAUCUAAAAUGAGUUUGACACCCCUGGUCUAAUACCUUUGCACUCACUCUGUCAAUUUUGGGAUCAAUGAUUAACAUUAUUAACAUUAAAAUGGAGUGUUUCUGAGCUGCACUGCAAAUAAUGACCAAAAUGUGUGACAUUUGAAAAACUUUCAAAUAAUUCAUACUAGUGUUGUCCCGAUACCAAUAUUUUGGUACCGAUACUGGUACCAAAAUGUAUUUCGAUACUUUUCGGUACUUUUUGAUACUUUUCUAAAUAAAGGGGACCACACAUAAUUGCCUUAUUGGCUUUAUUUUAACAAAAGAUCUUAGGGGACAUUAAACAUGUUUCUCUUUGCAAGUUUGUCC
This is a messenger RNA of Entelurus aequoreus (snake pipefish), 2486 nucleotides long. Its product is annotated as cytochrome P450 2K1-like. The coding region runs from base 18 to 1526 and encodes 502 amino acids. The record is from RefSeq and is a predicted model, not a curated record. Gene Ontology annotation, biological process: xenobiotic metabolic process. Lineage: Eukaryota; Metazoa; Chordata; Actinopteri; Syngnathiformes; Syngnathidae. Gene Ontology annotation, cellular component: cytoplasm; intracellular membrane-bounded organelle. Gene Ontology annotation, molecular function: heme binding; iron ion binding; oxidoreductase activity, acting on paired donors, with incorporation or reduction of molecular oxygen, reduced flavin or flavoprotein as one donor, and incorporation of one atom of oxygen. The transcript has 9 exons.